AUGCCGAACGUGUCCAUAUCGUCGUCCUCAGCUCCAGCUUAUCCGACGGACCACUUUGCAUCUUCCGACCAGCUCUGUUACGUCCAUUGCCACUUCUGCGACACUUUCCUCGCGGUGAGUGUUCCUUCGAGCAGCUUGUUGAAAACGGUGAUGGUUCGAUGCGGUCACUGCGCCAAUCUCUUGUCUGUGAACAUGAGAGCCCUUUUUCUUCCUCCUGUCUCCAACCAGCUUCAUCUCCCCCACUCCUUUUUUACUCCUCCUCCUCCUCAUCUCUUGGAGGAGAUGCGAAACGGAACACCGAACUCGAGUGUGGUUAUGGCUCACGACCCGAACGAGUCACUGGUCGUGCCGAAUCGGAUGGGAAGGCUCGAUUUUCAGGAGAUCCCUAAGCCCCCACCCGUCAACAGACUUCCGGAGAAGAGGCCGAGAGUGCCAUCUGCUUACAACCGCUUCAUGAAGGAAGAGAUUCAACGUAUAAAGGCAGGAAAUCCGGAUAUCAGCCAUAGAGAAGCCUUCAGCGCCGCCGCCAAAAACUGGGCCCAUUUCCCUCACAUACACAUACACUUGGGUCUAAUGCCUGAUCAUCCGCCCAUGAAGGCUAACGUGCGCCAGCAGGAAGGAGAAAAUGCGGUGGUGAGGAGAGAAGGGUUCUAUGGCUGA
This is a messenger RNA of Tarenaya hassleriana, 660 nucleotides long. Its product is annotated as axial regulator YABBY 3. Gene Ontology annotation, cellular component: nucleus. The record is from RefSeq and is a predicted model, not a curated record. Gene Ontology annotation, biological process: cell fate commitment; multicellular organism development; regulation of shoot apical meristem development. The coding region runs from base 1 to 660 and encodes 219 amino acids. NCBI's taxonomy places the organism in Eukaryota, Viridiplantae, Streptophyta, Magnoliopsida, Brassicales, Cleomaceae. The transcript has 7 exons.